Molecule: messenger RNA, 3838 nt
Organism: Leptopilina boulardi
Lineage: Eukaryota; Metazoa; Arthropoda; Insecta; Hymenoptera; Figitidae
Exons: 11
Coding region: 366-2873 (835 amino acids)
Biological process (GO): phosphatidylserine exposure on apoptotic cell surface; apoptotic process involved in development; engulfment of apoptotic cell
Cellular component (GO): plasma membrane
Source: RefSeq, a predicted model, not a curated record
CCACACAAGCCACUGUUGUUGUGUGCACUUUCAACAUUCUCAAACAUGUAAAGUGCGAUGGAAGGGGGUUUAAUUUUUAUCUACAAGCUGGCAUCACUGUUGUGUUACGUGCGUGCAUGCAAGUCUAUAUAACUGCAAAAUUUACAAUCAACAGUGCAAGACAAGGAGCGUUCGAGGUGAAAUUCCUUGCAUUCCAAAGCUGGUUCAACCGUCCAGGUCGACCAGCACACAGCAUCCAGGUUAAGAAUGUCACUUUUGUGAUCGCUCGUCAAUGACAUGUGAAGAAUGCAGAAAUGCUUCAUCAUUGUCAGCCUAUAAAAUAGAAAGAAAUUGCUGGGAAUCCAAAUGGGUGACGGAAGCCCAUUAUGGCCCAGCAUCGGCAGCAAAAUAGCCAAUACGAAUUUUUGCCAUUAUGCGACGUCUUAUUCAAUAUAAUUUCAUUAGCAUCAUAUUUUUGUGACGUUGUAUUUGAUCUUGCUAUGGGAUAUGCUCUCGCUCAUCAUCCCUCAGCUCCAGCAGCACUUUUUCCCUUAAGUAUCUCCCUUGUUGUCAUUUCCCUUUUGCUAUCACAGGUGGUCAGUAUACGAUGGUACCUAUGGGGCGCAAGAGGUAAAUUAAAAAAUAAUGUGACAACAACUGACUGUGAUUUAAAUAAUGAAAAGAAGACUGGUAAUUGGACAAUGGGAUGGGUUUUGUUACUUCAUUCAACACAAGCUGGUGUACUUUGGCGUUACUUUAAACUUUUCAUUCCCGUUGAUUUGACUCAUGUUAAACAUGAGGUGAGAGAAUUGUGUGUUUUACGUUUAAUACAUGCAUUUUGUGAAGCAGCACCAAUGUUAUUAUUACAAUUAUACUUAUUGUCUGUUGGAAUUGAAAGAGAAAUUGAACUCGAUCAUGGAAUUGGAAAAGUUGAAACGGCAAGAGAUGAUGGAAAAUUAGAAAAAUUAACAACAGUCUCAGCUGGAUUAUCAUUGUGGAGUGUAUGUUGGGCAGUUGCAAGUUUCAGUAAAGGUGCAGCGCGUUUAAGAAAUUUGGAACGUUUAGUAUUGACAUGGCUUGGUGUAUUGGCACAAUUAUUUUGGCGUUUAGGAACAGUUAGUGCACGAGUUGGCGCAUUAAUUGCAUACGCAUCACUUUAUGGUGGUCAAUGGUUAAUUAUUGUAAUGGCCCUACAUUGGUUAUCAAUGUUAACAUGGUUAAUGCUAACGCCAGAUGGAUUAUUUCAUGGCGGUGAACGUCUUACAAUUUAUCGUAAAACAUUUUUAGCUUCGCUACUUGCAUUUGUCUACAUAUUUGUUUAUGUUAAUUUACAUGAAAUUAAUCAUCGUCAAAAGAUGGUGAUUUUUUAUACUGUGAUGUUCCUUGAGAAUAGUUUAUUAAUUGGUGUUUGGGCCGUUGGUGUCAAUAGAACUGAUAUUCAUCUCGAUCAUCGUCCUCGACCGGCUGUACUUAUUCUCACACUUUUAGCUUUAUUUUUCGGAGGUAUUUGCUUUAUGGGCCUCUAUUACAGAUUUUUUCACGUAAGACGUUUGAGAUACGAAGCGGGUGGACGAAUGAAUGGCACGAAUAUUGUAACAACAUUAAAUAAUCAGGAUAUUUCUGAUGCGAAAAACAUGAAUUAUAUUGAUGAUAAAAAAAUGAAUAUCAAUAAUGGCGUACGUGGAAUAAAAUGUAGCAACGGUGGAAUUCCCGGUGUGUUUAAUUGUCGUUUUGCAAAUCCAACAGUGACGAAUCCAAAUCGCAAAAAGAAAAAGCCUACAACAUUUGUUCCACCUCCAUCGCAACAUCAACAAAAUAAUGUCUCUUUAGCGUCAAUUGGCGAUAGUAAACAAUGGAUAAAUAGUAAUGUCAGUGCACGACAAUUGAUUCCAUUUUGGAAGAGGCCAUUAUCUCGCUCCAGCAUGGUUCAAGAUGAAGAUUCAUCUGGAGAAAGACAUGAGGCGGAUGUUGGUAUUGGAGGUUCAUUAAGUGUAAAUCUAAUUCAUGAGAAAUUGAGAGAGAAGAAACAACAGCAACUUCGUGAAUUGAGAGCUAUUCAGGAGGAAAUAAAACAGGGUAAAUUGGUACCACCACCUUCGGCAUCAACAUCUUCAUUCUCAUCAUCGCCAUCGGCAUCGAAUCAACAACCUCCGCCAAAUACAAAAUUACAUACAUCACCAAGUUCUCCAUUAUCAACAUCAGUGCCUGUAUUGCAUGAUCAAAAUGUCAUGUCCUCAUGGCCUCCAAUUAAAAUGCAUUGUCUUUUACCUCCACCGCCAUCGUCACCUUAUCAUCCCGCUAUAUAUUCCUCGAAUCAUUGGAAGGGACCACAAAAGGAUAGAGCAGAAACACCUGAAAUUCUUUUGGCACCACGUUGUCUUCCUCAUCGUUAUACUCAUUGGACAUCGCCUGAAAAUUCUACUCACAGACUACACAAUGGACGCGAUGACGAUGAAGAUGAUCAAAGUUCAAAAGGAGAAGAUAGAGAUAGAGAUGCUGGUGAAAUUAGUGAUAUGGAAGGUAGUCAAAUUUCAUUGCCUCGAAGUUACACAUUACCUCGUGAAUUUAAAUACAAUAAUUCCAAUCAUAACAUUAAAGGACGUCGAGGAUGUAGUAAAAUACUUCCAUCACGUUUUUAUCUACCAUCGACCAAUAGUUCAGAUGGAGAUGUAGAUAGCGCUGACAAUGAAAAUGAAACUGAUUCUGAAAUUUAUACAAGAACGCAAAAUAUUCAGAAUCAUAUUCAAAAAGAUCAUAAUCAAUUUUUAUUUCAAAAUGGUAAUACGGCAAAUUCAAAUCCUGAAAGUUCAUCAGGUUGUUAUACUAAUAUGUACAAUAUUCAACGAUCAAAUCAAUUGCAUAGAACAAAAGUAAAACACGAAACAAAGCUAUAACAAUUUUUUUUUUCUGUUAAUUUUUUGAAACUGAAUUUCCAUUUUUAGUUUCAGAAUAUACUUGAAAAAAAAAAAUGUCAAUUCUACUUAACCUUCAAGGUUUAAAUAACUAAUUAUUAUUCGACAAUAUUAACUUUUAAGUUAUUGUUUUAUAUUUAAAGCCGCCAAUUGUUUAAAUUACAUUUAAUGGAAAUCUUGAAUCUAAACCAAAACUUUAGUUUUAUGCUUUAAUUUCCUAAAUAUGUAAAUUAUUUCGAUUUUCUUUCACUUUUUUUAAAAUCAUUUUUUAAAUAAAAUGAAAAUCAUGAUAAAUACAUUGAGUAAAAAAAAAAUGAUCACUUUAAAUUAGAAUAAUUUAAAGCUCUUUUUCUCUACAUUCGCUAAUUUAUUUUCAUUCUAAAUAGAAUAAGUGUAUGGUGUUUAUGUUUUAGUAUUUUUGUAUUAUUAAACAUUUUUUAUAUUUCGAGAACAAAUAGACUUGAAUUUUUUUUUUCGAAUAAUAAUGUAUAAAUCGUAACUGAAAAUAUAUAUAAAUAUUUCAUAUUUUUUACAUAAAAUUAUAUCAAAAAUUUUUUGGUAUUAGAGUAAAAGUUCAAAUUUAUUUUGAAAAAAAAGUCUUUUAAAAUGUGAUUGUACACCUUUUGCAUGGAUACGGCAAUCUUACUUAAAAAAAAAAAAAUCCAGAAUUUGAAAAAUUUAUAACUGAAAAUCUUAUUCUGUUUUAGAAAUUCAAAAUACACUUUAAAAAAUCUUAUCGAGAGCAAUAUAUUUCUAUUUCGUUAUUGAUUAUUAUUGAUUGCCGUAUGCAUGAACAAAAGGUGCAUUUGGUACUUAAUUAUUUUUAAAUCAUAGUUUUAAUUAUACGAUGUAAUUAAUUUUUACAUCUAUGUACUGCUCUCUAUUUUAAGAGGAACAAAAAAAAAUUAUAUUUGUACUUUUGUAAAUACAAACUAUAAAAAAGCAAA